Oncorhynchus kisutch (coho salmon) is the source of this 3297-nucleotide messenger RNA. RefSeq names its product claudin 10-like 2 (gene cldn10l2). The transcript has 7 exons. The record is from RefSeq and is a predicted model, not a curated record. Gene Ontology annotation, cellular component: bicellular tight junction; membrane. NCBI's taxonomy places the organism in Eukaryota, Metazoa, Chordata, Actinopteri, Salmoniformes, Salmonidae. The coding region runs from base 169 to 957 and encodes 262 amino acids. Gene Ontology annotation, molecular function: structural molecule activity.
CCAGUCCAGAGAGACAUGUUAACACCUACUGAAACAAGACAACAAGCACCAACAUCCUGCAGCAGUCUCGGCAUCACGUGUGUCCUGAGUCUCGAUCCCUCACGCGCACCUCUUCAGGAGUGCCUAGGAGCAGCAGGUUAGCACACCCAUCCUUUCUCAUCUGGAACCAUGAGGAAAAGGCUGAUCCAGGUUUCUGGUUUCCUGAUCUCAACGCUGGGAUGGCUUUUUGUACUUUGUACUAUGGCAAUGGAUUACUGGAGGAUCACCCAGAUAGGUGGCCAGGGAGGUUCAUUCAUUAUCAAGGUGGCCUGGUACUGGUCCAACCUGUGGCAGGACUGCUUCACAGACUCGACAGCAGUCACCAACUGCAGAGACUUCCCUGUGCUGUGGUCUGUCAAACCUAUCGUCCAGGGAGUGAGAGGCCUGCUGAUGUGUGGACUAACCCUUGGGUUUUUUGGUGCAAUAUUUUGCUUUGUUGGCAUGGAGUGCACUUAUAUUGGAGGAGGGGAAAAAAACAAGGAUAUGCUUUUGUUCGCUGGAUCCGUAUUUCACUUUGUCGGUGGUGUGUCAGACUUAGCUGCAUACUGCUUAUACAUCAACAAAGUUGCAAGGACAACUUUCACUCAAUCUUCGCCAGGAAUCCUAAAGUAUGACUUAGGACCUCCCAUUUUUAUAGGAUUGGUUGGGUCUUUUUGCAUCCUCUUAGGGGCCAUUCUCUAUGCUGCGACUGUGUACAAAGUCCUAUUCCCUAAAGCGAAAGUGGUGCUCGCCCAUGGUGGUCCUAGAACACGAACAUACAUGGCCUCUCGGGCCGGAGGCAGAACCCUUUACACUGGAUACUACAGACCACCCAGACAGUACAGAUCCUACGGCUCAGGGAUAACCAGCAGCUCUAAACUCACUAGGAUCUCCCAGAUAACACCUGAGAAACUGUCAGACAGAGAUGCUUUUGUGUAGUGGCAUUGGCUACAGUACUAGUUCCAGACAAUGUGUUUGUAAAUACCAUUAAGAUAAAGUCUAUUAAGGAAAUUGUGAACAUUGUUUUUUCCCCAGCUACAUUAUUUGAUCUAGUCUUUUCAGGUCCAUUUUCAUUUGAUCACUCUGUUGUUGCAGAGAAUUUUCCUGCACAGAAGGAAAUGCUAAUUCGAGUGUAUUUCAGGUUUUAAAAGGCUUCUAAAGUUUGUAAUUUCCAUGUAAAAUUUUCAGAUUUGCUUUACUGGAACUAAAAAUGUAUCAACCCCAACAAAAAAAGUCCAUUAAUUUCAAUCCACAUAAUAAUUCACAUUUUCAUUAUUUAUUAUUUUAUUAUUUCAUUAUUCAUUAUUUUCCUGCUGUUUAACUGGUCAAAUUAAGAUAGUAUUGCUAUGUAUUGUAUUGCUAUGCCAUAGGUUUUAAUUUACAAAUCUGCCACAUACUGUUAAGCGUAUCUGUUUUCUGUCUGUAUGAUUGAUACACCCAGAAAAGAUGAGAUUCUGUGAAAGUACGACAUGAGAAGGAUCUUUUUAUGCAAUUAUGAUAUGUUUGAUAUUUUUAUGAAUAUAAAUACAACUUUGGAUAUGCAAUAGAAAUAAUGGAGUGAUUAUUGCAGAUACAACUAUUUCGUAAAACCUCUAGUGCAGACUGAAACCUAUAUGGAAAAUCAUGGCAAAGCCAUAACAUGAACACGACCUGUGUUUUUAGGCCUAUACGAAACAAACUUAAUGUUGGUAGAAUCCUGGAUAUUGUACCAAUAACAAACAUGGCAUGCCCUCAUGGGGAGAAAAGUCAUCGGUCAGCAUACACCUUGCCUCUUUUUCCAUCAGUUAGGAGAGAGGAGGUGUGAUGAUAUACACAAAGACACGCUCUCAAUGUGUUGAGGAGGGGUGGGAGUGGUGGAAGAAGGUGAGCCUUCCUUCGCCCGAUAGCUCACAGUUCUUCUCAGUUUGAGUUCUGAAAGGGACGGCAACAGCUCAACUGCCAUUACUUGGCUUUCUCCCUCUGCCUGGUGUCUGUUGCAUACAGAGAGGCAGCAAUCAACUACAGAAAAGUAGCAAUGUGUGUGGAGAUUGGCUGCUUAGUGCUCUGUGUGAGUGGAUGGAUUCGGGUCUGCUCUACAAUGCCACUGAGAUCUGGACCUGCUCUGAGGUAGACAGCAUCGUUCUGACCACUUCAAACUACUUCUCCAAUCUCUGGAAGGAUUGCACUUCUGAUUCAACAGGAGUGUUCAGCUGCAAUGGUAUCCCAUCAAUGUUCGCAUUGAACUGGGGCAUCCAUAUGCUCCGGGCUCUGAUUAUCACCUCUAUUAUCUUGGGAUUCUGAGAUAGGAGGAUCUUCUGCGCUAAAAUAGGAGGAUCUGAGGUUACAAACGCAAGUGGGACUUUUGAUGGAGGGAUUAACUAUCUUGUGUCUGAUCAAAGAACAAACACAUGCCUGUCUACAAGUUCCCUGAUAGCUACAUGGCACCUCCAUCUAAACAGAGGUACCUACCAGUGUCAACAGAACUCACAGAGGGUGGAGAGAGCAUAAGACCAAGACCAGCAGUUAGACUAGGAGCAUAUGGAGCAGCAGCAAGACACCCUCCAGUUUGAACACGUAUGUGUUGUGACCUGCUCUUGUGGCCUGCAGUUUGACAUUUGUAAAAAAAAAACAACAACAACAAAAAACAUUAAGCUCUUUCUAUGAGACUGACCAGGUGAAAGCAAAGAUCCCUUAUUGAUGUCACUUGUUAAAUCCACUUCAAUCAGUGUAGAUGAAGGGGAGGAGACAGGUUAAAGAUGGAUUUUUAAGCCUUGAGACAAUUGAAUGUAUGUGUGCCAUUCAAAGGGUGAAUGGACAAGACCAAAGAUUUAAGUGCUUUUGAACUGGCUGUGGUAGUAGGUACCAGGCACACUGGUUUGUGUGUGUCAAGAACUGCAACGCUGCUGGGUUUUUCCACACUCAACAAUUUCAUGUGUGUAUCAAGAACGGUCCACCCCCCAUAGGACACCCAGCCAACUUGACACAACUGUGGGAAGCAUUGGAGUCAACAUGGGCCAGCAUCCCUGUGGAACGCUUUUGACAGCUUGUAGAGUCCAUGCCCCGACUACUUGAUGCUGUUCUGAGGGCAGAAGGGCGUGCAACUCAAUAUUAAGGUGUUCAAAAUGUUUUGUACACUCAUAAGAUAUUUGUAUUGUAUUCAUAUUGCUGUGAAGCCUUAAACUCUAAAUUACACUGUGAAGGUAUUAAUCAAUGGUCAACUGUUUUUCCAUUGUAUGCUUUGUAUUGCAUCCCAUGUCCUGAAAUGUAUUUUAUAUGUGAAUAAAAGAUCCCAAACAUUGA